Messenger RNA from Solanum stenotomum, 944 nucleotides. Its product is annotated as probable WRKY transcription factor 51. Gene Ontology annotation, biological process: regulation of DNA-templated transcription. Gene Ontology annotation, molecular function: sequence-specific DNA binding; DNA-binding transcription factor activity. Lineage: Eukaryota; Viridiplantae; Streptophyta; Magnoliopsida; Solanales; Solanaceae. Bases 29 to 673 code for a protein of 214 amino acids. The record is from RefSeq and is a predicted model, not a curated record. The transcript is spliced from 3 exons.
UUGGCUAAUUAUUUUUUCUCCAAACACAAUGAACUCCACUAAUUUCCUAGAAACAAGUAAUUUUCCUCAUAUAGGAAACCCUAAUUUUACUUUUCCCCUUUUCCACUCACAUAUGAUGACUCAAGAUUUUAGUUAUAAUAAUUUUCAAGAUUUUGAAUCUUCUUCAUUUCUUGAUCAACUUUUUGUUGAUUAUUCUCCUACCAAUAAGAACUUCAAUACUUGUGUUUUAGAAAAUGAUCACUCACAUAUGAUGACUCAAGAUUAUAGUUAUAAUGGAAGUUCUUCCAAUUCCUAUUAUGCCACACCACCAAACAUGAAUCACUUGAAAGAAAAAUCCAAAGUGGGGAUAAUAAAGAAAGAGAUCAAGAAUAAUGAAACACAUGUUAUUGCUUUAAGAACAAAGACUCAACUUGAUGUCUUGGAUGAUGGAUAUAAAUGGAGAAAGUAUGGCAAGAAGAAGGUGAAAAGUAACAAAAAAUAUUUAAGGAAUUACUACAAGUGUUCAAUUCGAGGAUGCAUGGUAAAGAAGAGAGUAGAAAGAGAUGGACAUGAUUCAAGCUAUUUGAUUACUACAUAUGAAGGCAAACACAAUCAUGAAAUCUACUCCUCUAUCAUUUACAAUCAUAUGGAGGCGAAUUCAGAAUUUAAAUUGAAUUUCCAUCAAGGAAGAUAACAAAGAUUAAGCAAGUUCCAAUUCUGCCGUUGAACCAAGAAACUACUUUGUUAAUUACUAAAUUCCCAACCACAACUACUUUGUGAUUUUAGCUAAAGUUCAAAUAUAUGUAGGACAUUAUAUUAUUUCAUUUGUAAUAUAUAUAUGGUGUGUGAAUUGUGAUAUAUGUCAACUUCUCCCAAUUUACAACCAGCAUAAUAUAAUUGUAAUGUCUUAUAGUUGACUAGCUAUGAGAAACAAUGUUGUAAGUGGGAAAAAUAUUUUACCUCUA